Messenger RNA from Oldenlandia corymbosa var. corymbosa, 489 nucleotides. The record is from the annotation of a GenBank genome assembly. Lineage: Eukaryota; Viridiplantae; Streptophyta; Magnoliopsida; Gentianales; Rubiaceae.
AUGGACAUGUUCAUUUACACGAUGAAACUAGUUCACAUAAGCUUUGCCAGUUGGUGUGAACCGCACAUGUUCAUGAGCUCCAAAGUUAAUCAAAGUUCUCUCCGGCUUGUAAGAUUUCUCACUAGAGGGUCACAUCUUAAGAUCUCUCCGGCUUACCCAUUGAUAGACUACGCAAGAAAGUUCGCCAAGUCGAGAAGUGGAGAGAAUUCAAAUCCAAAGCUGCCAAAGUAUUGUGAUGACGGUGACGAUUUGGACGCGAUUCCAGUGGAUCGAAUUAGUGAUUUACCGGAAGCAAUUAUUUGCCACAUUCUUUCUUUCUUGCCGACAAAAGAGGUCGUAGCGACAAGCUUUUUGUCCAAGAGUUGGAAAGACCAAUGGACUAAAGUCACCAACCUCGAAUUUGAUGAUAGAGACGGGGUUGGUGGCGCUAUUACUAUAGGGAUCAAGAAGAACCUGAUUCCCCAAAGCCUGGUGGUGCUGGUGUCAUGA